AUGUUUACGAAAUUUUUCACUGUUCGGCUUCAUCAAAACUAUGAAAACCAAGAAGUCACCACAAAACCUGAUUUACAAGGCGGAAGCUACAUCAAGAAUUGCUAUUUUCAUGAUAUUCGUGGAGACUCAGCUUCUUCGAUUAUUUCAACAUCAGCCAAUCAAGGAUCAGUUCCUGAUCUAAAUAUUGAAAAUUGCUAUUUCAAUAAAGUUGUCACCGAGUCAUACUAUACAAUUUACGCGGAAGGUGUUUCUGUUUUGUUAUUUAACUGCUUUUUAGAGUGCAAGACUACAGCCACAGAUACAAAAUCUACUUCAAUAUUUUAUAAUCGAUAUGAAAAGAAAAGCAGAUUCGAGAGCAACUCUGUUAUGAAGAGUGAUGAAGGAAAUUAUUUAAUUUUCGCCAUGAAAGCAGAAUUUAAGCAAAACAACUUCACAAGCAACCAACCAAAACUAUGUGCCGUGAACUAUAACAAAUUUGAUACCAAAAUAACCUCUUCUUUCUUCGUAAAUACAGCACCAACUGAUUCUACUGCAUUGUAUCUACAAAGUUUUUCCGAGAUUGAAUUAGCCAUCUUCUACAACAACCCCGGCACUGGUCUAUCAUUAAAAGACUCAACAAUUACGAUCAAAAACUGUACAUUUAUCAGAAACACGCAAAAUGACAUUUUCUUAGAUACGUCAACCGCAACAAUCUCAUUCUGCCAGUUCUCAAACAUGAAAGUCAACGAUCCAGAGAAAAUUACAAAAGAUAACACGAACUUCCUUGAAGGAUCAGGAGUUCCGUCGAACAUGAUACCAAACCUAUCAAACGGUGCUCAGAUUGGCCAGAACAAGUACUUCUGCUUCAACACUCAGUUCGAAGGAGAAAGCUACGAACCAAACACCCCGACUCCAAACUCUGACUGCGAACCAGACGUGCAGGAACGACUGAAGUACAAGAGAAUUAAGUACAUCUUCGCUCUUGGCUCUGCUGCUCAGAGUAUUUAA
Messenger RNA from Trichomonas vaginalis G3, 987 nucleotides. Its product is annotated as pectin lyase-like family. The record is from RefSeq and is a predicted model, not a curated record. NCBI's taxonomy places the organism in Eukaryota, Parabasalia, Trichomonadida, Trichomonadidae. The coding region runs from base 1 to 987 and encodes 328 amino acids. The transcript has a single exon.